Molecule: messenger RNA, 747 nt
Organism: Thecamonas trahens ATCC 50062
Lineage: Eukaryota; Apusomonadida; Apusomonadidae
Exons: 3
Coding region: 1-747 (248 amino acids)
Source: RefSeq, a predicted model, not a curated record
AUGGAGCCUGUAGUCAUGCCCAUGGCCGCCUUUGAACGGCGCCAGUCAGCGGUCGACUCGGAGACUUCGUGGCUCUCAUCGCACUCAUCGUACUCGAAUGUGGUCGAGGGCGAUGCUGCGGCGGUCGGCAGGUCGUGGCCGGAGCUCGAGUUCGAGCUCGAGCUCGGGUUCAAGCUCAAGCGCAAGCUCGAGGAGCUCGUCAUCGUCGGACGCUCUGACUCGGGCGACUCGUCGGUGUUUUCCGUGGGGGAUGACUUUCUACCGGGGAUGAUGUCGGACGGCGACGCGGCGCGGAUUCUUCAGCGGCACGUCCGCGGGUAUCUGACGCGAACGCUGAACGCUAGCGCAACUGCUGCGCUGGUAGAUGCGGUGCCUUCGAGUCUGCAGGUGACGCAGCCGUCGUAUGCGUUCCGGCCGAGCUUGGAGCCGGGGCCCGUCUCAUCAAAGCUCCUCAUCCCUGCAUACCCGCACGGGCUGGGCGGGGGGAUGCAGGGCUCGGAUCCCGCAGUGCUGCGGCUGAACACGUCGGGCGGGAACCUGAUCACGGCGGCGUCACUGGCGGCGCUGUCGGCGCAGCCUGCAGCGGCCGACGACCCGCUGGCGCGGCGCAAGUCGCGAAUCUAUGGCACACUCUCGGGGCGCGGGACCAAUUCGAUGUCGGGCUCGUCGCACAUGGGCUUUCUCUCGCUGGCGGGGAGCGGCAAGGACAAGCGGCGCAAGUCUGCGCAGCCGCGGCCGCAGUACUGA